This is a messenger RNA of Talaromyces atroroseus, 711 nucleotides long. RefSeq lists its product as hypothetical. Bases 1 to 711 code for a protein of 236 amino acids. Gene Ontology annotation, molecular function: oxidoreductase activity. NCBI's taxonomy places the organism in Eukaryota, Fungi, Ascomycota, Eurotiomycetes, Eurotiales, Trichocomaceae. The record is from RefSeq and is a predicted model, not a curated record. The transcript is spliced from 2 exons.
AUGGCCACAACCACAAUUGAAGUGAUCUCCGACCCAAUAUGCUCGUGGUGCUUCCUAGCUCAUCGCGUGCUCUUGAAAGCCGUUCAACUCUAUCGCCGCACAGUUCCUAAUGGAUCUGCCGACCACUUCAACAUAAUAUACCUCCCUUACUACCUUCUCGACCCUGCAACUCCGCUCGCAGACAAGCAAGAACUCAAAGAUCAGUCACGAAACCCUCGAAAUCGAGACCGGGCAUACACCCGUAUUACACAGAUUGGGCGCGCCUACGGUAUUUCAUUCAAUUUCUCCGACGGCAAAAUCGGCGGCACGAGGGAAGCGCAUCGAUUGAUUCAAUUAGCACAAAGUCGGCAGAGUAGAGAAGUCAGAGAUCGUAUCUUAGAAGGCAUUUUCAGUGCCUUCCAUGAGAAAGCUUUAGAUAUUACGGAUUGGGACGUUCUACGGUCAAUUGCUAUUGGAGCAGGCAUGCAGGCUAAGGAAGUGGAUGAGUGGAAAGACGAUAAGAAUAUCGGUGCUGAGCAGCUUGACUUUGAGCUAGGAAGGGCCCGAGAGCUGGUGGAUGACGCCGAUACUCGAGGUGUGCCGGUUGUUUUGGUGCAGGGAAAGUACAGGUUUGAUGGAGCGCCGGAUGUUGCGGAGUUGCUAGAGGCUUUUUCGAGUAUCAAGAACGGCAAUGAUGAGGUCCAGAAUCACACUAGCGCUGGUCAAUGUUAA